Molecule: messenger RNA, 3290 nt
Organism: Acipenser ruthenus (sterlet)
Lineage: Eukaryota; Metazoa; Chordata; Actinopteri; Acipenseriformes; Acipenseridae
Gene: alkbh5
Product: alkB homolog 5, RNA demethylase
Exons: 4
Coding region: 856-1947 (363 amino acids)
Biological process (GO): mRNA export from nucleus; mRNA processing
Cellular component (GO): nucleus
Molecular function (GO): oxidative RNA demethylase activity
Source: RefSeq, a predicted model, not a curated record
UUUUGAGACAAGUGGGCGGGCUCUUGACGGGGUAGCUUGGUUGAGUGGUCUCGAGGAUGCUGUGGAGACUCGACUCUGGAAAAUCAGGAGAGUGUGUUGUGUGUCUGAGGAAAGGCGGCGGCGAUUUAAAACAGAUAUAACAUUCAACCGGCGAAAACAAAAAGCAGUCUCUCUGACAUCGAUUGUGUCUAAUUCGAUAAAUUAUCUGUACUAACCGGUAGUUUUAGCGGUUGCUAUGGAUGGGUAAAACGGGCAAAGGCGGAAUGUUUGGCAGGUUGGGUUACACGAGCGACUGGUGUUUUUGUAUUUGUAACUUAUUGAUUAUGAAAAACAGUAUGUAGGGCAGAUAUUACAAUGACACAAUCUUAAGCGGUAUUUUCGGUGUUGCUGGUAAGUUAAAGAAUUCAUUUGGGUGCAGUUGUUGUUGCUGUGGAGAUCAGUUUGUUUCUACCUGUUCCUCGGAUUUAUAAACACAGGGUGGUUUUAGUAAUAAAUACAUAUGUACCAAUACUGUGUUUUACUUAGUCCUGACGUCCUCAUUUCAGAUGUAGGGUCCUCAUGCGUGUAAUUCUUCGGCUAGUGGAGUAAUUAUUUGUCUGUUCCGUUCCAGUAAGUUAUUAUAUAUUGUACCGAAGGGAGAGACUCACAGCAGUAACAUUCAUGUUAUAUAAUAAAGGACAGUGUAUACAAUAUUAUUUGGAGGCUGUACUAGACGCCAAAGUCCACUUAUCCCAGAAACGUAAAGUACUUUCCUUUUCCAAACAGAGAAGUGUCACGCAAAAUACCGGUAAGCUGUAUUCUGAAAUAUGGGAACAUGUAAUGUGUUAAGCACGCCCGGUAAUAUUGUAUUAUAAAAUGGCAGCGAGUGGCUUCACCGACCUGAGAGAGAAACUGAAAUCUAUGACACCCCACAGAGACGAUUACAAACCCAAGGUGUCGGACUACAGCAAUGGACGCAAGCGUAAAUACCACGACUCCGAGGAAGACUACAGCGACUACGAAGAGCAGAGAGAAGUGGAGGCCCAGAAAGUGCAGGAUGGCAUCAGGCAAGUGAACAUUUUCAGUUCGGGGGACUGCGCCCAUAUCGAAGCUAAGAUCGACGAUGUCGUAUCUAAAGCUGAGAAGGGUCUGUACCGGGAGCACACGGUGGACCGGGCACCCCUGCGAAACAAAUAUUUCUUUGGGGAGGGCUACACCUACGGCGCGCAGUUAGAAAAGAGAGGCCCCGGGCAGGAGCGGUUAUACUCCAAGGGAGAGGUCGAUGACAUCCCAGACUGGGUUCAUGAACUGGUUAUAAAGAAGCUGGUGGAAAGCCGGGUCAUCCCUGAAGGUUUCGUCAACAGCGCUGUUAUAAACGAUUACCAGCCAGGAGGCUGCAUCGUUUCACACGUGGACCCCAUUCACAUCUUUGAGAGGCCCAUCGUGUCGGUGUCAUUCUUCAGCGACUCUGCGCUGUGCUUCGGAUGCAAGUUUCAGUUCAAGCCCAUCCGAGUGUCCGAGCCGGUGCUUUUCCUUCCAGUAAGACGAGGGAGCGUCACUGUGCUAAGCGGUUACGCAGCUGAUGAAAUUACCCACUGUAUUCGACCACAGGAUAUAAAGGAAAGAAGAGCUGUCAUCAUACUAAGAAAAACACGGUCUGAUGCCCCACGAUUGGAAACCAAGGCAUUAAGUGCUACAGAUCCACCUGCUGCCACCCCAGAAAGACCCCGGAUGUUGAAACCAAAGCGAUCGCAUCGUAAGGCAGACCCUGACGCUGCUCAUAGGCCUCGAGUAUUGGAAAUGGACAAAGAAGAAAACAGACGCUCUGUCAUUUUACCAGAACACAGGAGAAAGAGAGGUUCCAGUUCAGAGAAUUACUGGAGAAGGUCCCACGAGGCUUCAGACAGUUACGAUGACACAGACGACAAUGCAAACUCAGCAAGGAAAGUGAAAAUGAGACGGCACUGAGGGAGGGAAGUCUGCAGAGUGCUCUCCAAGUCUAGCCAACGUGUUGGGGGAAUUAUUGAAAUCUCUGUUUGCAUGCAGGCUUAGAAGUAGUUUUUUUUUUUUUUUUUUUGACGUCCGCUACCAAGCAGCACACUAACAGUUACUCUGCUGGUUGUGAUCAGAUUUUUUUACUUUAUUUUAAACAACGUUUUGAUUUAAUGUGAUGAGGGUGGGGGGGUGACACACACACCUUUCUUGACUCUGCAGUGGACAGUAACUGAGAAGCAUUAUUACAAGCAGCUGCAAGUUCAAUUGACCACUCCUCCAUAUCUGUGCAUCUCAUAAAAUCUCAAUGUAUGUAACAUACUUGGAUAUGGUACUUACUGUUGCAUACAGAGAGGCUUCGGUGAUCAAAUCUGUGAUAAAAGGUAAAGAAGGAGCACAUGCAUGUCCACUCAGAUUAAAUUCUCAUGCUGCCAAUACAGAUCGAUCAGAUCAUCAAUUUGAACAAGGCAUUGAAAAAAAAAGUGGGUUCUGUUGUAAAGUUUGUGGAAGGAACUUGCAAGCCUUUUUUGUGGGCAGAGUUAAUAUUUUUUUUUUAUUUUUAUUUUUUUUCAAAUAUGCAGACUUGCUGAGCAUGUAUUUUUUUGGUUUGUUUUGUUUUUUCUCCAAACCAGAACUCUUGUAGACCGAAAUGUAUGUGUGUGCAUCUGACGGUUUGUGGGGAAAUUCUCGUAAAACAAACAAAAAUAUAUAUAUUUUUUUUGCCUUGAAUAAAGAAGUUGCCAUGAUUUAUUGCACGGGCUUCUCCGUUUAGUGCUUGCAUCGUAACCUUUUUAUUUUAAUUAUUAACAGUGCAGUAUCUGCUUUUCAGAUCAAACUCAAAAGAAGUGUCAAAUAUUAAAACCAAAUUAUAAAACUCAGAAUAUCUUUUUAUAGAUUUGGCCACCAAUAAAAGGGUCUAAUGCAUCGGAUUUAAAUGGCUGCAAAUUUAAUAAGUAAAGGUCCCUUUUUAAAUUAUUGAAACGGAUGCUCUUGUGUUUACAUCAAUUAAAUAUCCAGUUCUUUAAUAUCUUCUGAUCUAUGAUCAGCAACAUAGAAACACCCUGUCUCCUGCCACAGUUUUAAUAUUUGGUCACUUUUUAUGCUUUGAGAGAUGAAAUACUGUUGCAUUUAAUUAAAGAGAAUGCUUGCAUUUUAUUUUUUGUUGCAGAUGGGAUGUCUGGUUUUCAAAGUAAAAACGUAUAUUUGCUUGUAACAGAUGUACAGGUUAAGAAAUUGUACUCAAGAAGGAAUUAUAUAAAUGAGAAAUAUUUUAUGUAAAAAAAAUAAAAUAAAAAAAAAUUUGAGUUAUUUUAAAAAAA